AUGCUUCGAGUGACACCUUUGGGAGCUGGGAAGCACGUUGGUAGAAGCUGCAUACUCUUAGAGAUUGCAGGUUUUCGCGUCCUCUUGGAUUGUGGCGUGGCAGUUGCAGUGCCCGAGGAGCGGCGAUAUCCAGAGUUCAAAGAUCUUGACGUUGCGAAGCUGGACCUGGUGCUUCUCACUCACUUCCACCUGGACCACGCAGGAGCCUUGCCCUACUUGACUGAGGUGCUUGGCUACCGUGGGCCGCUGCUGAUGACGCAUCCCACCCGCGCCAUUGCACCCCUCAUCCUCAGGGAUUUCCUUCGCUUCAGGCCGCAAAAAAAAGAGGAUGCCCGGUACAAGACGGAGAUGAUCAAUCCUUGUUUUGAGCGUGCCAAGUGUGUUCAGCUGCAGGAACGAGUCGUGGUCAAAGAGAACCUCACCGUGACAGCAUACUACGCCGGACAUGUGCUUGGUGCAGUGAUGUUCUUGGUCGAAGCGGGUGGGCUCAGUGCGCUUUACACCGGCGAUUUCACCACAGUGCCAGACCAUCACCUGAGCGCCGCCCGUGUUCCCUUGGGCUUGCGCCCCGACGUGAUGAUCACUGAGACGACGUGUUGCACCACAGUCCGAAGCUCCAAGCGAAUGAAAGAGUACGAGCUUUGCUGCAAGGUCCAAGAGUGCCUCGAGAAGGGUGGCAAGGUGCUGGUGCCAUUACUGAUGAUGGGACGCAGCCAAGAGAUAUGCAUGAUCUUCGAAGAGCAUUGGGCUCGGGCGCAGCUGGCUUAUCCCAUCAUUGUGAUCCGUGGAUACUCCGAACAGGCUGGAGCCCUCUUCCAGCUGUUUGCCUCCUGGGGCAGUCGCAAGGUUCGAUCGUCCGAGAAGCCCUUCGAGUUCCCGCAUGUGCGAGUUGCAGAUGUUGAGGAAGUUUUGGCAAUGCCUACUCCAGCUGUGGUCUUGGCUGGACCUGCGAUGUUGGAUGCAGGGUCAUCCUUGCAAAUCUUCAAGUCGCUGGCUCCAGACAGCAAGAAUCUGGUGGUCAUCCCAGGAUACUGUUUGCCUGGCACUGUGGGGAAUCUGGUGCAGGCCAAAAGCAAGCAAAUCGAGCUCGACGAAGAGAUCAUCCGCGUGAAAUGCGAGGUGGAGACGGUUUCACAUUCAGAUCACACGGAUUCUCGGGGAAUCCUGGAGCUCAUCGCUCAAACAUCACCGCAGCAGGUGGUCUUGGUGCACGGGGCUGAGCCGUUGAUGAAGAGCUUUCAGCCCAUCGUCACUAGACGGCUAAAGCUACCGUGUUAUAGCCCUGGUGUAGGCGAGACAGUUGAGCUAGUGGCAGCUGACUCAUUGCAGGUCUUAGCCAGUCCUGCUCUUCUCUUGGAGGCUCAGGUGGUUGAAGCUCCACCGGUGUUGAGUUCCUUGCCAGUGAUGCACGGCUCAGCACCCCCAGCGGCGACCUUCUCGGCCCUGGCGCGGAAGCGCGGGCGCGAUCUCUAUGAGCUUCACCCGCGCUCGGAGGAGGGCCUGGCGCAGUGCGGCCUCAAGGCUCACAGAGUGCGAUUCAGCCACAGAUGUACACUUUCAGCAAACGAUCUUCAAGAAGCUUUGAGUAUUGUGGGCCAUGAGAAUCCUUUGGAAGGCGAAGGGCCUUGGGACCUGAACAUCGGUGGACUAAGCUGCAAGGUGGGCAAAGAGGCCGCUGCUUUCGUUGUCACAGUGCUCUGGGACCGCAAGGCCGAAGCGGAGGUGGUCUUGGUGCACGGGGCUGAGCUCUUGAUGAAGCCGCUGUGGACCGCAGGUCAAGGCAAAACCUUUGAGAAGCUGGAGGUUUUCGGGGAGGCUGCCGAGGCUCAACUGCUGGCCCGGCAACGGCCAGAGAGGUUCAUUCAUGAUGCACUCCUACAGCAGCUCCAGCUGGCAGCAGCUGCUGGAAGGUUCAGCUCCUUGGAAUGGCGACGGCUUCGUUCACAGCUUCCACAGGCCGCACAGCACUUCCGACCAGGGGAGCUGGCGCUGACGCUGCAGGGGCUGGCUGCCUUGCGGAGUGUCGAGGCACCUUACAUUGAGCCAGUCUUGAAGGCGGUUCAAGAACUGGCCAGCUACAUGAGCGCUGAGCACUUUUCCGACUCCUUGACAGCGCUAGCCGUCUUGCAAGCACCACAGGCCAAGGCAGCUGUGGAUGCCUUGCUCCUUGCAGGUGCGCAGCAGCUUCGCUCCUUGCGACCCGCGCAACUGAUCAGCUGUUCACAGGCGCUGGUGGAGUUAAAACAUCCAGCGGAGAGGGUCAUCCAGGCCUUGAUUCGAGAAAUGCCGAGUGCCUGGCAUCUCACUUCAGAGGAGCUGCUCUGCUUCUUGCGCCUGAUGAAGGCUGUCGCGCGUAGCUUUGCCGAGCCCAGUACACUGGAGAUGCUGCGGGCAGCCCUGUCAGAUGCACGCGGUGUGCUGCGCAGCCGCCUGCGUGGACAGGAGCAGCUUCCAACGGCCGAGCUGUUGGAAGUGUUCAUGCUGUGCUCUGAGUUGCAGCUACUCUUGCACAAUAAGGGUGAGGCUUCUGAUCCCGGUCCAAGUGACAUUUUGGGCCUGUUGGAGAGGCGAGCAACCUUCGUUGACACAAGCGGACCAGGCUUCCAGCGGCUGCUUCUCACCGAAUUGACGUCUGCAGCAAGAAAGCUGCCGGAGGCUUUGGGAGAGCUGCCAGGAGGUGAAUGCACCAGGCUUUGUGUCGUUCUGGUCGAGGUGGCCAAGGAGCAGAGGACGUCUCAUUUAACCAAGAUGGUCCCGGCCUUGGUGGAGCGCUUGCUUGAGCACUUGGAACUGCUGCACACAGAGGAGAUCCUACAGGCUUUGCAGUCUUUGUCAGACCUGGGCUACAGAGAUAACUAUUUGUCGGAUCGCUUUGCGGAGGCUCUGAAAGCUCGACUCUCUGUCGAGGCUCAGCCAGUGCUCAAGGCACUGAGAGUCUUGGCAAGACAAAGCGAGGUGUCCUUCUUGGAGUUGUUCUCCUCCUUGCUGCAGGACCUGUUGGCUCGAGACGAGGACUUUCCUGAGCUUAGCGGAUUGGACUUGGAGAGGAGUGCUGACCACGAUGUGGAAGAGUGGCUUCACCGUGUGCGCAGUCGGAUUGGAGAGACUCAAAACUUGGAGGAGCGAAAUGAAUUGAGUUGGGCGGUGGACCCACAGCUCUUGCAGGAGACUUGUUCCAACUGGCAUCAGCUACGAAAACAGUGGCAACAACAACAAAGGCAUCAGGAGCGAUGCCAGGUUGAUGAUGCCUGA
Molecule: messenger RNA, 3252 nt
Organism: Durusdinium trenchii
Lineage: Eukaryota; Dinophyceae; Suessiales; Symbiodiniaceae
Source: the annotation of a GenBank genome assembly